CACUCACAUACACACGCCGCUGGAGCGCAUAGAGACACUCCGCUACAGACAAAAAUACUAGAGGAGUGGUGCCAGAGAUGGAAUGAGUUCUCCUUCGGAACAUAUUAUAUUCAUGUCCGUCACACUUCUCAUGAUUUGCGCUCCAUUCUUGUUGUAAAUACGGAGACUUUUUGUCGGCUGAUAGUUCAGUCAACUGUGUCUCAUCGGUCGUAAAUGCCGGAGUAAAUGACCGGAGUCCUGGAAUCCCUGCGAGCACAGGAGAGAGAAGGGGGGGGGGAAGGCAAGCGCUACAGUCGUAUGUGGAGGUAGACUAAGAGCCGCUUAUCAGACCCUGUAGGAAAUACCCCAGGAGGUUCCAAAUCAUUGGACAAGCUCUGUAUGGAACCGGGGAAUUAAGAGGAGUUUAUUUCAUCCACGAGGCUAGAUAACCCAGUCAGGACGACAAUAUUAAAGUUAUAAGGUGGCAUCCCAGUGUGUCGUUCAAGUAGUCUGUAUGCCUGCUUCGGAGGGAAAGCUGUUCACCGCUGUCUUUAGCCUAUUUUUAUUCAAUUAAGUACACUUGGAACAAACAUUAUUCGUUGAUUGUUUUAGUAAAAUAGGCUACGUGGAGUAAUAACAUUUGUUCCUAGAUUUUCUGCAAAAAAAAGGUGUGGAUUUUCUUGAUGGACAACUGAUUUGAUCCUGGGAAGUACCAUUUAAAAAUAACAAGACAUUGAACAUUGCCAAAAUGGAUAUGCUAUCAUCGCUGAUUGGAUUUUUACUUGCAAUGUGUCUAACACUGGGAGUCCGUGGAGACAAGGGUGAGGUGUGUGGGGGCACCCUGGAUGCCAGCGACGCAGGGUACAUCACGUCCCCGGGCUACCCUCUGGAGUACCCGCCCCACCAGAAUUGCCAGUGGGUCAUCACGGCCCCGGAGCCCUCCCAGCGCAUCGUCCUCAACUUCAACCCCCACUUUGAACUGGAGAGACUGGACUGCAGGUAUGAUUUCAUUGAGAUCCGUGAUGGUGGUUCGGACUCGGCUGAGCUGCUGGGUAAACACUGCAGUAACAUCGCCCCCCCAGCCAUCAUCUCUUCUGGUACCGCCCUGCACAUCAAGUUUGUCUCAGACUACGCCCACCAGGGGGCUGGCUUCUCACUGCGCUACGAGAUCUUCAAGACAGGAUCGGAAUUCUGUUUCCGGAAUUUCACCAGUCCUUCCGGAGUGAUCGAGUCCCCCGGCUUCCCUGACAAGUACCCCCACAACCUGGAAUGUUCUUACAUCAUCAUAACUCCGCCCCACAUGGACGUGACCCUGACCUUCUUGACCUUUGACCUGGAGAACGAUCCCCUGCUGUCAGGAGAGGGAGACUGCAAGUACGACUGGCUGGACGUGUGGGACGGGCUGCCCCAGGUGGGCCCUCUGAUUGGUCGUUACUGUGGUACUAAGAUUCCUCCUGAGAUCCAGUCGUCGUCUGGUCUACUGUCUCUGUCCUUCCACACGGACAUGGCUGUGGCCAAAGACGGCUUCUCAGCCCGCUACAACAUGACGCACAAAGAAGUCAGUGACACGUUCCACUGCAGUACAGCGUUUGGUCUGGAGUCAGGAAAGAUUUCAGAUGACCAGAUCUCAGCCUCGUCCUCCUUCUACGACGGCCGCUGGUCCCCUCGCCAGGCCAGGCUCAACAACAUCGACAACGCCUGGACUCCCAGCGAGGACAGCCCCAAGGAGUACAUCCAGGUGGACCUCCACUUCCUUAAGGUGCUGACAGGCAUCGCCACCCAGGGAGCAGUCUCCAAGGAGACGCAGAAGUCCUACUACGUGUCCACCUUCAAGCUGGAGGUCAGCACCAAUGGAGAGGACUGGAUGACCUAUCGCUACGGCAAGAAUCACAAGGUGUUCCAUGCUAACACAGACCCAUAUGAGGUGGUGUUGAACCGCAUACCCCAGCCCGUCUUAGCCCGCUUCGUACGCAUCCGGCCUCAGGUCUGGAAGAACGGCAUUGCCCUGCGUUUCGAGCUCUACGGCUGCCAGAUCAUAGAUGCUCCGUGUUCAGAGAUGCAGGGCCUCCUCUCUGGCCUGCUCCCCGACGCCCAGAUCUCAGCGUCGUCAGCUCGAGACAUGCUGUGGUCCCCUGGGAAUGCCCGCCUGGUGGGCAGCCACUCAGGCUGGUUCCCCGGCCCCGCUCAGCCCCUGGCUGGGGAGGAGUGGCUCCAAGUGGACCUGGGUGUCCCCAAGACUGUCGGGGGGAUUAUUACCCAGGGGGCGAGGGGCGGAGAGGGGACAAGCAGCACGGACAACAGGGCCUUUGUGAGGAAGUACCGCGUGGCUCACUGUCUAGACGGGAAGGACUGGGGGUUCGUUAUGGACAGCAAGACCAGCCUGCCCAAGAUAUUUGAGGGGAAUACCCACUACGACACCCCUGAGCUACGGCGUUUUGAGGAGACCCUGGCCCAGUUCAUCAGGAUCUAUCCAGAGAGGUGGUCUCCUGCCGGGAUCGGGAUGAGAGUAGAAAUAUUGGGCUGUGACGUGCCAGAAACCAGCACGCUGGCUGACACAGCCACGCCGACUUUGUCUGGUCCAAUGGAGAGUAGCACUGCCCAGCGGUCGGGCAGAGGAGCUAGCUCCUCCCCUCCGUCAAUGGGUGGUGUGUGUGACCUUGAGCAGGGUCUGUGUGGCUGGACUCACGACCUCAGCGCCCCUCUCCAUUGGUCCCUCCACAGCAGCUCCAAAGCCCCAGCCCAGGGCCCCAGCCUGGAUCUCGCUCUGCCCCCCACCGACCUGAAUAGCUACCUGUACAUCGAAGCCAACCCCAAGACGGAGCGGCAGCGAGCCAGGAUCCUAAGCCCCAUGGUGGGACCCGACACGGGGCCUCUCUGCCUGCUCUUCUCCUACCAGCUGUGGGGAGAGGCCCUGGGCACCCUGCGCAUCCUUCUCCGCGAUGCCCAUCACAAGGAGACCCUUCUCUGGGCACUCCGCGGCGACCAGGGCCCCGUUUGGAAGGAGGGUCGCACCAUCCUGCCCCGAUCCCCUAAAGAGUUCCAGGUGGUUAUGGAAGGCUUCUUUGACCACGGAACCAAGGGCCAUAUCAUGAUCGACAACAUCCACAUGAGUUCUGGUACACCUUUGGAGGAGUGCACACAACCCUUUGCUGCCUUCCCUCCCGACAUGACAGGGGGAGGUGUUCCUGGCGGGAGUGACCCCACAGUAGACACGUUGGCGCUGCCACUCAUACCCACCCUCUGGUACUACCUCGUGGCCGCCGGGGGUGCCCUGAUACUCCUGGCAGUGUCCAUCUUGGUACGGGCGCUCUGUUGCCAUCGACGAAGGCUGGCAGCGAAGAAGAGCCAGCUCUCUGUGUCCUACCACAGCCAGUCCCAGUACUUUCAGUACUCCCAGUGCUCAGCCAGUAACCCGGUGACGGCCGCUCCAGGGACGGAGCCCGUGCUCACCGUGAGGCUAGACAACCACGGCCACCAAACAUAUGCCCUCUGCUGAAAGGAAGAGGUGGGGCUUAUAGCUAAAAACCUCCCCUUUUGAUGGCAUGGAUCAUGGAUGAUGCAACGGGGGACAAGGAUCGGAGUGGUAUUGACAGUGACAUUUUCUGUUGGGUCCUGCUUUCAUCAGCAGCGGAUGUUAUUGUUCACAGACUAACUCUUCGAACACUAUUUCUAUCAUUUGAAUCUGUCUACGGACUAUGGACGUAGUUUUGGCCACUGUUUUUCUGGGGGAGUUGGUCGUUGACUUUUCACACUUCAAGCUGGGGUGAUGUGAUUCAGAGAGAGAUGAAGCGAUCUAUGUGAUUGGCUCGUUUCAAACCCAACCUCCAGCCUUGCAGGACUAUUGGUUCAAGUUCUGGUUCCUACCCCCUGGGGUUUCCUGAAAUCACACCAGCACGGACACACUCAGUGUGGGCUAACCUCCCGGCCCUGUGUGGGUGCAGUAGUUCAGCCAUGCAAAACCUCUAGCGCUGUCAGACCACAAACAGACAAGCGAGAGACACUGUCUUGCUGACAGCUCUGCUGGGACACUCCGAGAAGAGAGAAGAGCGAGAGGAGGGGGAAUGUUACAGACAGAGACGAUGGAUGUGCCUACAGGAGAGGCUUCAUUGUAAAGAUGGUGCUUCAGGACAGGCUGCUAAGAUGUCAGUGUUACUAUUACUGAAGGAGAUGUUAAAUAGAUACACUGUAACGAUUAUGUGCGUUUUGUUUAUUAUGAGUGGGACGGGUUAUUUGGUAUUCCAGUGUAAGACUAAAAGCAUGUUUGAAUAUGAAGUUGAGCAUUUUUGUGUCGCCCUUAUUGACCUGAGGAAUCAAUCUCAUUCACGCAGCUCAAGAAUAAUAUUUUAGUAGUCCCACACCGGAAACCCCGCAUCAAGCUUUUGAUUGAUAUGACCCCUCAGUCAGUCUGUGAGCAGAGUCCCCGUCUUUAUAAUAUCAUUAUCAUCAUCAUCAUCAUCACCUGUGAUUAAUGCUCAUUCCCACAUUGUUUGUGUUCUAUCUUGGAAAGUCCUCGAUGGUGUCACCCAUGUGAAAACAUGUGUCUGGUAAGACAUGUGUCUGGUAAGACAUGUGUCUGGUAAGACAUGUGGCUGGUAAGACAUGUGGCUGGUAAGCCCUACAUCCAACUCUAUGCAAUACUCUCAAACAGCUGUAAGACAUGUUUUUUUCCUGUUGCGUGUGCUCUUAGUUGAGAAUGCACCAAAACAUCAUGGAAACCAGGGACUGCAAACGAUGCUGCAAACGAUGCUUCCCUAUAACUUAAGAUGGAGGCUGGCGGGAUGCAUCCCUCAUUAGAACAUUGGGGGCAUAAACAAAAUGGCAAAGAAUGUAAUGGUAUAACAACUGGUGGCCAAGAGAAUUGGAAAUGUGUUUCAAAUGGGUUGGUUGGUAAGUUGGUUGGUUAGUGGUUAUGUAGAGCUCUGUGAAUCAGAAGUUCACCCAAAUUACAAAACAGUGGCCAUGUAAACAAAGCCUAAGCAUGGAUUCUAUAGACUGCUUUCAGGGGAAUAUUUUUUUAUUGUGUAGUUUGGUUGAACUAUCCAUUAUUGUACAUCCAGAGCUAGUUUAGUUCAAUACCUGCCCAUUCAACCCAAUUAACCACCAAAUAUGUCAAAGGUGUUUUCCGACCUCAAAAGUAGUCUAUGAGAUGAGUCCACGUCCCAUAGUUGCGUAGAUCCAGCUUAUAUGCCUCAACCUCGAAUGAAUGGAAAAGAUAAACAAUCAAAUCAGCAAAUGAUGGUGCUUCCAUUUUGCAACCGGUGGCCUGGGAUGUGAACUUAUCUCAACGUAAGACCAAUUCCCAGGUCUGAAAGCAUCUGACAAACUUUGAGUUUGGAAUGAACUGUCCCUUUAAGUAGAACAACCGUGUUUGGGUUAGAGUGAUGCCUCCACGGAAUUAAAUAGAACAUUUCUAUGGAAGCCACCAUGUUAUCAGGGGGGGGGGGGGGGGGUUGAAGAAGGCUUUAAGGAGUCUUCCCAUUGAGUUGGGUGAAUGUGUAUGGCAAUCAGGCUUUUUACUUUUCUCAGAGUUAAGAGGAGUUUUUUUGGCAUCCACUCACAAUGUGCUUUUAAAUCAACUGGGGGUUGGGCACCCCACUCUGUCCAUCUCACCAUAGGUCCGCUCCAAACUCUUAAUAUCUCUAAUUAGGUAAUGGAGCGAUAACAUUUAUUUAGGCUGUGGUAAGCACUUUUCUCUUUUCCCAUCUCCUGUACACACAAACACAAUCUCUCACGCAAACACACACCCACACACACACAUGCAGUCUCUCUCACACAUGCGCACAUGCACCCCCCCCCCCCCC
Molecule: messenger RNA, 5780 nt
Organism: Oncorhynchus kisutch (coho salmon)
Lineage: Eukaryota; Metazoa; Chordata; Actinopteri; Salmoniformes; Salmonidae
Product: neuropilin-2
Exons: 16
Coding region: 728-3475 (915 amino acids)
Biological process (GO): axon guidance; vascular endothelial growth factor signaling pathway; angiogenesis
Cellular component (GO): glutamatergic synapse; axon; plasma membrane
Molecular function (GO): semaphorin receptor activity; vascular endothelial growth factor receptor activity
Source: RefSeq, a predicted model, not a curated record